Molecule: messenger RNA, 444 nt
Organism: Colletotrichum gloeosporioides
Lineage: Eukaryota; Fungi; Ascomycota; Sordariomycetes; Glomerellales; Glomerellaceae
Exons: 2
Coding region: 1-444 (147 amino acids)
Source: RefSeq, a predicted model, not a curated record
AUGAAGACUCCGCGGCCCCAGGAAUCAUCGUUCUUUCUUGUCUACAAGAGACCGCGUCCUACGGUAUCCCGGUUGCUGUACACAUUGACAUCGUUGAACGUCCAAAACGGAGAGCAUCAUUGCCACCAAGUCAACCCGCGCGCCUUACCACAUCCCGCCCGCUACCUGGGGCCCUCCCUCGAUAUCAAAGACGACAUCCCCCUAGCCCACAUCGAGUCGCCGCGCCUGUUCAACACAUCAACCUACAUCUCUGGCGGCGUCUUCUUUUCGACACCCCUAGAGGUCCUCGUCGCACCGGCGCUUGACAACGGCACCACGUACCGCCACCACCGCACCUGGAAAGUCUGCGCGUUCAGCACCGCGCCGCCAAUCACCUGGACACCCGACACGCAGCGCCAGAUGAACGACGCCGGCGACUGCCAGGCCUUCUGGUCCGACGCCUAG